UAGGAAUUUUUAAGUUCAUUCUGGGAUUGAACUCAUGCAUGUUGACCACAGCGGGGCUCACACUUAAUGGUCUCAUAACCUGUAGGCUACUGGGACAAAAGAGCUCAAUCACCACCAGCGCCUGCUGGUAGAAGGGCCGACCAACCGCGGGACCCCCAACAUAUUCAAAGAGAAAAAAAAAUAUUUAUAAGCAAUUGUAAUAACUAGUUUAACACCCCACUUCAUGAGUAAGAGCUACUCUCUCUCACAUCACGGCGUGGAACUUAAUAAGAGGUAUUUAAGAGGAGUCAGGAGCUCUAGACUGCAUCUUUUCUUUUUAAACAUCAUAUAAACGGAAAGCCUUGACAUUGACGAUAUCUCGUUUUCUAAAGCUUUGGAAGAGAAAACGUCCACUAACCUACGGAAGCAACAUGGCCUUAUUCAGAGAUAUGGCGGGCAUGAAGCCCUUGACUGCGACGACCACGGACAGUGUUCUGAUCAUCAUUGACGCGCAAAACGAAUACGCAUGCGGGCUUCUGAAAGUCGACAAUGUCGACAAAAGCCGCGUUAUUAUCAAAUCUCUCCUUGAAAAAUACCGUGCCACCGCCAAAGCCACGGGCAAGCAGAACCUUGUUCAUAUCGUCCAUCAAACCGCCGCUGAUGCGCCUGUAUUCACCACUGGCACCACAUUGGCGGAUGAGUUUGAGGAGUUAAAGCCCUUGGAGGGUGAGAAGGUUAUCACCAAAAAGUUCCCCAGCGCAUUUGCGGAGACGGAUCUUCACGAAUACUUGCAAAGCCUCGGUGCGAGAAAGAUUGUAUUGGUGGGGUACAUGGCACAUGUCUGCGUAUCUACCACAGCCAGAAGAGCUGCUGAGCUUGCUUAUGAUAUCGUCGUCGCCCAGGAUGGAGUUGGGGGUCGUCCUCUUGGCGAAUAUUCGGGUAAUGAAAUCGCCAAGGUUGCUCUACUAGAAGUUGCGGACUUCUUUGGGACGCUGGUAUGGAGCAAGGACAUUAACUAAGGGCGCUUGGAACCAUUUUUUUGCCUCCUCCAGUUCGGGCGUCUUCCUUGUCCGACAAUGUUCUGAUACGAAUUGAUGUCCCGCAUACAUUAAUCCGUAUAUUUGAUAAAAACUCAGCCAAACGUGACUACACGUUUGCGGAAACUCCCAUUUUCCAAUUGCAUUAUCAGUGAACCAUUGGGUUUUGCUCUUGUGAUGGUAUAGAAAUUAUGUAAUUUGAUAUGCAAUCAGCUCUCUUCGGGUCUCCAAAAUAAGCUUGAUUUCCAAAAUGAAUGUAUAUUUGGGUCAAAUGGUGGAAGUAGCAUUGAUCGUCUCGUCUUAAGGAAUCGCAAUAGGACUUGUUCAUUAUCAUCGGGCCUAAAUCCAGCUUCAUGUCAGUUUUGUCGCAACGUUGAAAUAGCAGUAAUCAAAAAAAGUAUAUAUUUCCGUACAGUCGAACUAGGUUUUCAUCGUCUAGGGUGCCACCAAAAAAGAGGGCAGGGUUUGACGACAGCAUAUCCAGAAU
Blastomyces gilchristii SLH14081 is the source of this 1503-nucleotide messenger RNA. Its product is annotated as isochorismatase family hydrolase. The record is from RefSeq and is a predicted model, not a curated record. NCBI's taxonomy places the organism in Eukaryota, Fungi, Ascomycota, Eurotiomycetes, Onygenales, Ajellomycetaceae. The transcript is spliced from 5 exons. The coding region runs from base 411 to 998 and encodes 195 amino acids.